AUGAUGGCCGUGGACCAGAUAUCCACCGGUCUGGGGUCUCUCUAUAAUGUUUGGAUGUUUCAAAGCAGAACCGAUACAGUAUUCGCUGGUGAUUUUCUUGGUGUAUUCUCUGCGCGAUUCGUGUUGGUACUUGGCCCGGAACUCUUUCACAGCAAAGACCUUGGAGUCGGAUAUUCUCUUGACGAGUCGGACCUGUCCUCCAGCCCCUGCUCCCAAACUCUCUCCAAACUUGCUGUAUCUCUUGCUGAAUGGGAUCUGAGGAGUAGUAUUGCCUCCAAUAGACAGCGUUCCAGGAACGCUGUUCAAGUAGGAGGUUGCAGGGCUGGACAAGCUUGGAGAUGA
This is a messenger RNA of Ogataea philodendri, 342 nucleotides long. RefSeq lists its product as uncharacterized. The coding region runs from base 1 to 342 and encodes 113 amino acids. The record is from RefSeq and is a predicted model, not a curated record. NCBI's taxonomy places the organism in Eukaryota, Fungi, Ascomycota, Pichiomycetes, Pichiales, Pichiaceae. The transcript is spliced from 2 exons.